AUGGGCAAAUACGUAAUUACCGGCAUCAAGGCCGGCAUCACUCCUGAUACAGUACCCCUCCGCCUAGAGGUUGAUAGCUGGUACCCAGGACAGACUAAGGAGCACCUCCUUCAGAACAGCCUUUUCAUCUGGGCCCUACGUUUUCUAGAAGACAAGGAUCCUAAAGAGAAACUCUCCUACUUCCAGAUCGCUGGUAUCCAUGGAUCCCCUUACGAACCAUGGGAUGAGAAUACCGAGAGUCAAACCCCAGAUGAGGGCUACUGCACUCACGACAGCAUUCUCUUCCCUUGCUGGCAUCGACCGUACAUGCUCCUAUUUGAGCAAGUCCUCUAUGAGGUUAUGGAGAACGAAGUGAUCAAGAAGCUACCCGAAAAUAUGCGAAAGGUUUGGCGUGACGCAGCUGCUACCUUCCGAUUGCCUUAUUGGGAUUGGGCAGAGAAAAAGAAGCGAGGGGACGCGGUUGUCUACGAUGUCCCAAUAAUCGCCAAAGCCCCUGAGAUUGAAGUUAUUAACUUGAAUGAUGGCACUACCACGGUCAAAAUCGACAACCCAAUGUACAAGUUCACUAUGCCAGGUGGAGCAGCAAUGGGUUCCUAUAAUGUCGGAGACGUGGAUGAUCAGACGUCAGAGGGCAAAAAGAUUUCCAUUCCAUUUUCCAAAUCCAAAAGUACCAGUAGAUGGGCCCCUUUCGAAUCUGAGUCGCCCAAUGUUUCCACCGAGUGGAUAAAUGGAGAAGUCAAUAACGAAAUGGCGGCCGAGGCGCUCAACGACCAUAAGUGGUAUAACGGGGAAAAUCUGCCCUUGGCCGAGAUGACAUACCGUCUCUUUUUACCACAAUACAUCACUUCGUUCUCUCAAUUCGCCACAACAAAAUAUAGUGAGACUAAUGAGGCAGCAUCAUACUUGAACCUGGAGUUUGUACACAACAAUGUUCACAACUGGACCGGCGGUACAGACAAGUACAUUGGACAUAUGACGGAAGUUCCAGUUGCUGCGUUCGACCCGAUCUUUUUCAUGCACCACUGCAAUGUCGACCGACAAUUUGCUAUCUGGCAAGCCCUCAACGUAGAUAACAAAGACAACUGGUUCGAAAGGCAGGAUGAACAACUAGUAGAUAACGGCACUUGGUCUAUUGAGAAAGGAUCCACCGACACCCCGAAGACUCCACUGACUCCUUUUCAUAAGGACACGGAGGGAACUUACUUUACGUCUGACGAUAUUAGGGACUGGACGCAGUGGGGUUACUCGUACCCCGAGCUUCAACCCUGGCUCCCUAAGUAUAAACCAGAGGGCAAAUUCGACAAGCAGCUUUAUCUCAAUGACAUCCAAAAUCAGCUGAAAAAGCUCUACAGUUCUCCUGAGGUAGAGGACGCUCCGGCCGACAUCAUCGUCAACGUUGAGUACAAGAGAUUCGCUUUGGAUGGCAUCCCAUAUACCGUAUACUUCUUCAUUGGUGAUGAAGAUAAGAUAAACCAGUACAAAGAACCACUCUACACCCACCCGAGCCUUGUGGGGUAUGUAUACACGUUCACUAAUCCGGUUUACCAAAAUCCGGAUGCUCCAGGAUGCGGACAUUGUAGGGCCAAGUCUGCUGAGGGAACAACGUCGACGGCUCAGAUACCAAUCACCGCCGCGCUGCUCCCUCGUGUAUCUUCCUCGCAGGAUGUCGCCUCGACAACUAGUAGUCACAGCUUACCCUCGAUCACGGAUCCUGAAAACGUAUCGCAGCAUCUGGAGAAGAAUCUUCAUUGGAGAGUCAAAGUACACGGUCAUGAUGUUUCGAUUCCAAAUGACGACCCUUUUGUCAAAGUUUCGGUCUAUCAUCGCAAGGUGGAUCCAAGCCACAGGUCAAGAGGCCACGGAUACUCCCAUCUCAAGCACGCAACCCGAGGGAAAGCCGGGGGCUUCUGGGCUUAA
Molecule: messenger RNA, 1917 nt
Organism: Daldinia vernicosa
Lineage: Eukaryota; Fungi; Ascomycota; Sordariomycetes; Xylariales; Hypoxylaceae
Product: Di-copper centre-containing protein
Exons: 7
Coding region: 1-1917 (638 amino acids)
Molecular function (GO): oxidoreductase activity
Source: RefSeq, a predicted model, not a curated record